Molecule: messenger RNA, 4172 nt
Organism: Lingula anatina
Lineage: Eukaryota; Metazoa; Brachiopoda; Lingulata; Lingulida; Lingulidae
Product: DNA replication licensing factor mcm7
Biological process (GO): DNA replication initiation; double-strand break repair via break-induced replication; DNA replication
Cellular component (GO): MCM complex; nucleus
Molecular function (GO): single-stranded DNA binding; single-stranded DNA helicase activity; ATP binding
Source: RefSeq, a predicted model, not a curated record
GAGUCACGUGACUAGUGUUUCGCGCCGUUUUCCAAGUUGGCUAAGAACCUUUGUAGACAUCAACAAGAAAACAGCGUCAUUAAAACUGAGGAAACGCCAACCGAUCACCAAAAAAACCUCUGAACAUGCCUCCAAGAGACUACGCCGCUGAAAAGGAUAAAAUCAAAACCUUCUUAUCUGAGUUUUAUGCAGAGGAUGGCGGAAAAAAUUUUAAGUACUGCAGUCAGCUGAUGAAGCUGGCUCACAGGGAACAGGUGGCGCUGACGAUUGACCUAGAUGACAUCAACGAACAUGAUCCAGAAUUGGCCGAGGCCAUCGUAGAGAACACCAGGCGGUACACCAAUCUGUUCGCAGACGUUGUGCAAGACAUGCUGCCUGAUUUCAAGGAGAAAGAUGUAAUAGUGAAGGAUGCUUUAGAUGUUUACAUUGAGCACCGUCUUCUGCUGCAACAACGUAACCAUCCAGACAGCCAAUCAGAUGUCACACGAGAUGCCAGAAACAAAUACCCUGCAGAGCUGAUGAGGAGAUUUGAGAUCUACUUCAAGUCUUCUGGUAACCAGAAACACGUCAGUGUGCGCGAUGUGAAGGCAGACAGCAUUGGCAAGUUAGUCUCUGUGAAAGGAAUUGUUACCAGGGCAACUGAAGUUAAACCAAUGAUGGUAGUGGCUACUUACACAUGUGACCAGUGUGGGGCAGAAACCUACCAGCCUAUUGCGUCUCCAGUCUUCAUGCCGCUGAUCAUGUGUCCUAGUCAAGACUGCGUCACCAACCGAUCUGGAGGGCGCCUGUAUCUGCAGACCCGGGGGUCAAAGUUCAUCAAGUUCCAGGAACUGAAAAUACAGGAACAUAGUGACCAGGUACCAGUUGGAAACAUCCCGCGGAGUAUGACAGUGUACUGUAAGGGCGAGAACACACGACUGGCGCAGCCAGGGGAUCACGUCAGCGUUACUGGGAUCUUCUUGCCCAUGGUGAGGAGUGGCUACAAACAGAUAGCAGCUGGUUUACUGUCUGAGACUUUCCUGGAUGCUCACAGAAUUGUGCGUAUGAACAAAACUGAGGAUGAUGAACUGGAGGCAGCUGAUUUGACGGAGGAUGAGAUUUCACAAAUGGCAGAGAAUGAUUUUUAUGAGAAGUUAGCUUACAGUAUUGCUCCAGAGAUCUACGGACUUGAAGACGUUAAGAAAGCGUUACUGUUACUCCUGGUUGGAGGUGUAGAUAGAUCUCCAAAGGGAAUGAAAAUUAGGGGAAACAUCAACAUCUGUCUAAUGGGAGACCCGGGAGUGGCCAAGUCGCAACUCUUGUCCUAUGUGGACAGACUGGCCCCUAGAAGUCAGUACACAACGGGGCGUGGCUCCUCAGGGGUGGGUCUUACCGCGGCUGUCAUGAAGGACCCUCUGACCAAUGAGAUGGUCCUGGAAGGUGGCGCACUUGUCCUGGCUGACCAGGGCGUCUGCUGUAUUGACGAGUUUGACAAGAUGAUGGACGCUGACAGGACGUGUAUUCAUGAGGUCAUGGAACAACAAACCAUCUCCAUUGCUAAGGCGGGCAUCAUGACUAGUCUCAAUGCUCGAGUGUCCAUCCUCGCGGCUGCCAAUCCUGCCUAUGGUCGCUACAAUCCCAAGAAGUCUGUAGAACAGAACAUCCAGCUACCGGCAGCGCUGUUGUCCAGGUUUGACCUGCUGUGGCUGAUGCAGGACAAGGCAGACAGAGAGAAUGACCUCAGACUUGCCCAGCACAUCACCUAUGUCCACCAACACAAUGUGCAGCCUCCGUCACAGUUCACACCACUGGACAUGAAGCUGAUGAGGCGUUAUGUAGCAUUGUGUAAGAAGAAGAAUCCAGUGAUCCCCGAGGCUCUGACAGACUACCUGACUGGAGCAUAUGUGGAGAUGAGAAAGGAGGCCAGGAAUAGCAAGGACACGACCUUCACCUCUGCAAGGUCACUGUUGGCCAUACUGAGGCUGUCCACUGCUCUGAUUGCGUCUCCAGUCUUCAUGCCGCUGAUCAUGUGUCCUAGUCAAGACUGCGUCACCAACCGAUCUGGAGGGCGCCUGUAUCUGCAGACCCGGGGGUCAAAGUUCAUCAAGUUCCAGGAACUGAAAAUACAGGAACAUAGUGACCAGGUACCAGUUGGAAACAUCCCGCGGAGUAUGACAGUGUACUGUAAGGGCGAGAACACACGACUGGCGCAGCCAGGGGAUCACGUCAGCGUUACUGGGAUCUUCUUGCCCAUGGUGAGGAGUGGCUACAAACAGAUAGCAGCUGGUUUACUGUCUGAGACAUUCCUGGAUGCUCAUAGAAUUGUGCGUAUGAACAAAACUGAGGAUGAUGAACUGGAGGCGGCUGAUUUGACGGAGGACGAGAUUUCACAAAUGGCAGAGAAUGAUUUUUAUGAGAAGUUAGCUUACAGUAUUGCUCCUGAGAUCUACGGACUUGAAGAUGUUAAGAAAGCGUUACUGUUACUCCUGGUUGGAGGUGUGGACAGAUCUCCAAAGGGAAUGAAAAUUAGGGGAAACAUCAACAUCUGUCUAAUGGGAGACCCAGGAGUGGCCAAGUCUCAACUCUUGUCCUAUGUGGACAGACUGGCCCCCAGAAGUCAGUACACAACGGGGCGUGGCUCCUCAGGGGUGGGUCUUACUGCGGCCGUCAUGAAGGACCCGCUGACCAAUGAGAUGGUCCUGGAAGGUGGCGCUCUUGUCCUGGCUGACCAGGGCGUCUGCUGUAUUGACGAGUUUGACAAGAUGAUGGACGCUGACAGGACGUGUAUUCAUGAGGUCAUGGAACAACAGACUAUCUCCAUUGCUAAGGCGGGCAUCAUGACUAGUCUCAAUGCUCGAGUGUCCAUCCUCGCAGCUGCCAAUCCUGCCUAUGGUCGCUACAAUCCCAAGAAGUCUGUAGAACAGAACAUCCAGCUACCGGCAGCGCUGUUGUCCAGGUUUGACCUGCUGUGGCUGAUGCAGGACAAGGCAGACAGAGAGAAUGACCUCAGACUUGCCCAGCACAUCACCUAUGUCCACCAACACAAUGUGCAGCCUCCGUCACAGUUCACACCACUGGACAUGAAGCUGAUGAGGCGUUAUGUAGCAUUGUGUAAGAAGAAGAAUCCAGUGAUCCCCGAGGCUCUGACAGACUACCUGACUGGAGCAUAUGUGGAGAUGAGAAAGGAGGCCAGGAAUAGCAAGGACACGACCUUCACCUCUGCAAGGUCACUGUUGGCCAUACUGAGGCUGUCCACUGCUCUGGCGCGGCUCAGACUUGCUGAUGUCGUUGAGAAGGAAGAUGUGAAUGAAGCCAUGCGGCUUAUUGAGAUGUCGAAGGAAUCCCUGAGUACAGAGGAGACGGCCGGGAGGAAACAAAAUUGGAAGGACCAAGUUUUCAACCUGGUGAAGGAAAUGGCGCCAGCCAAGGGGGCAAAGUCCAUCAAGAUGGCCGACAUCAUGGAGCGCUGUGCUUCUAAAGGAUUCAAGCCUCACCAGGUUGAAGAGUGUAUUGAGGAGUACGAGGAGCUUAACGUCUGGCAGGUGAAUACGGCCAAGACCAGGCUGACCAUACUGUAAAGAACCUGACCCUCUUGUACAGAACUUGACCAUCUUUUACAGACCUUGACCGUCUUUUACAGACCUUGACCAAACCAAACGAGGGAACAAAAAGAGAAACUGGCUUUGACAAGAAUUAGUGUUUCUGUGUUAUUUUUCUUUUCUUAUGUACAAUUGUAAUCACAUUGGAAUACCAAACUGCAGUUUUUAUGAAUAUAGAAGCUCUGAUCUUUAAAAAACAAGCUCGUGUAACUCUCCAGUUUUAAAGGUAACAAUGAGACAAAGACGUUGGGACAUUCUGGCAUAGAAUUUAGUUUGAAGGUUUGAAUAAAUCCUGAAGUAUUCAUUUAAAAAAUAGGUCAUGUCACCUGUGAUGGGGUUUGGCUGAACUGGAGUAAGAUGUAUCUUGAUCUAGGUCAUAUCCUUGGUGUGCACAGAAACUGCUUGCUAUUUAUAAUACUUGCACUUUGACGGAACUUCAUUGUUACAGACAUUUUAGAUGGUUUGUACAUAGGUAAACUUGGUCCAGUAGAAUGUAUUGCUACAUGAUCCUGUACAUUUUGAACAUUAGAUGCAAUAUUUUAUUGGCUAUGUAUAUAGAGACUCUGUUGUGUAUUCAUAUCACACAUGGAUUAC